AUGUUUGACACAUUUGAUGAGCGUCCCAGCGAUCAAAGUAAAAGAUUUUCUUUCACUUUCUUUUUCAUUUUCUUCUUUUUUUCUUUCUUCUUUCCUUCUCUCUCGUCAUCUUCCUUUUUCUUCUUCCAUUUUCUUUGUCUUUUUCCUUUCCCGCUUUCUCCAUCACCUUCUUCCUUGUAUUUUUCCAUUCUCCUUCGCUUUCUUCCUUUCUCCCUCGCUUUCUUCUUUCUCCCUCGCCUUCUUCCUCUUCAUUGUCUUCUUCCUUUCUCCUGUGACUUGUUCUUUCUUCCACGGCUCCAUUUUUUUUUUUUUUCAGUAUUCACUCCAUUUCCUUUCGUUCUUUUUUCAAUUUCUUUUUUACGCUUCAUUCUUUUUUUCUUUCUUGGCCCAUUUUGUAUGUGCGUUUUUAUCCUAUUUUCUUUCUCUAUUCAUCACUUCCAAUAUACAUUCGCCAAGGCUUUUAAUAAUUUUUUCCUUGUUUCUUUUUACUUCUUCUUUUUCUUUACUGGGUGUAACGGCAAAAUUGUCCAAAUCGUGUAA
Acanthosepion pharaonis is the source of this 540-nucleotide messenger RNA. The record is from the annotation of a GenBank genome assembly. Lineage: Eukaryota; Metazoa; Mollusca; Cephalopoda; Sepiida; Sepiidae.